Messenger RNA from Microtus ochrogaster (prairie vole), 1627 nucleotides. RefSeq lists its product as uncharacterized. Gene Ontology annotation, biological process: cell migration; regulation of angiogenesis; regulation of Arp2/3 complex-mediated actin nucleation. Gene Ontology annotation, cellular component: plasma membrane; nucleoplasm; lamellipodium. The record is from RefSeq and is a predicted model, not a curated record. Gene Ontology annotation, molecular function: ribonuclease inhibitor activity; protein binding. Lineage: Eukaryota; Metazoa; Chordata; Mammalia; Rodentia; Cricetidae.
UUUCAAAGGUCCCCAAGAGGACACCACCCUCACACUCCAUCCCCACCCCAGGACCUGCUCUAUACUCCCCCCACCUCUGGGGUAACUGGGAUUCUCCGAUGCUUCCUCAGGCUCUGAUUGGCACCGCCUCAGACUGUGUCCUGUUUCUCGAGUGAGAUGCAGUUGCAGAGUGGGAGCUGCCUUCAGAGAAGAUGAUAAAGCCUGGCCGCACAGAAGCCAAGUGGAAUCAAACGCUGUAAAAACAAUGCCAAGAGCAAAGACAAGAAAAGAAAAACCCCAAGGGGCUCCUCCCUCGGUGGUUCCCGUUCUUCAGCAGUUCCUGAAGACAUACCAGAAGCACUGCGCGCAGUCUGGGACGUCCCCGUGUCCCACCAUCCAAAGGGACCUGAAGAACAGCAUUGACAGAGAGCAGAUCCUCAGGAAGUUUACACUCGUGAGAGCUGGUGAUGCCACAGCGAGACACCCACCUGUUUCCUUGGAGCCUUUGCUGAUGGCGAUUCGGGAUGAGCGCUACACGCUGGGGAGGGAACUCUGCGUCUGGGGCCUUCAGCUGACCAACCCGGAGAUCGCCAGGCUCGCUUUGUUUCUGGAGUCGAAGGGGCACACCACCUGCCCGGUUACCACCUUGGAGAUCAUUAGCUGCAAGAUGGAUCUGUGGUCCCUGGGGCGACUGGGGAGAGCUUUGCAGUUCAGCAGUUUGUAUUUCCUGGCCCUCGAUUACUGCAAGUUUGGAAAUAAAGAACUUGAGAGUAUCUUCUCGGGCCUGGAAAACAACCAAAGGCUCCAAGGCCUCAGUCUGCGCUACUGUGGCCUCGGGCCUCAGAGUGGGCAGAGGCUGGGCUCUGUCAUCAGCCAGAGUGCCGUUUGCGAGCUGCAUCUGGAUGGAAAUGAUCUGCAGUGUUCUGGGACCCUGGCCCUCCUCAGACCCAUAGCAGAAUAUGCAGAGAUGCAGGGGAAGGACCAGCCCGCCUCAGCAUCACCUCACACUGGAAAUCUCCCUCUGCUUCCCCAAGUGUGUGGAGGCAGAAGCUCUACUUUGAGCCAGAUUGCGAAAUCUUCCGAAGCUGUAACAAUGAAAAGGACCUCCCAGAGGAAAAGAGGGGAAAGAGGAAUCAGGAAAAAAGUUAAACGCCUGAUGGAAGCUGGUCCUUGGGUAGUGAUGCUGCAUCUGGCAGAUAACAGCAUCGACGGGACAGGAGUAGAGGGAGAGCAAUUGCUGGAACUCACUGGAACUUUAACACGCCUGAUCAAAUACUCCCCUCACUUAAGGGAACUCGACCUUGGAAACAAUGUCCUGGGAGAAACUGCUGCAGCGGACAUCCUGGGAGCCCUGAGAGCCAGGAAGACAGGUAAACUACCACCCUUAAAAAUUACGGUCACUCCUCGGAUCUCCUCAGACACCUUCACAGCUAUUUGGAAACAUAGUAAGAAAUCUAAUAGGACCAGAAAAAGGAAGAAAAAGGUAAAAAACUGAAUACAGAUGGCGUAUUUGCAGAUGGAUGUCACCUACCUCCAUGGCUGGACAGACAUAUCUAGAAAGAUACUGCUCAUUGUACAUAAACAUUGUUCAUUGCUAUCAACCCCCCUCAGGUUCUAAAGUUCAUCAAGACCACUUAGUGCCUAUCUG